CCCUAAAUCUUCUAGAGAGCAUGUUUUGGCAUGAAAAUCGAAGAAAUUUAUUUAAAAACGUUAGAUUUAACAGUUUUGGUGGUCAAGUCUAUAUUUUUUUUUAUCUUUUAUGUUUGGUAAUUUAAAAUAUUUUUUGUUUUUUGGGUGAUAUUUUCAAAAAGUGAGUUAUUAAUGGGUAAUGAAAUACAAAAUUUCCUUAAAGACUUAAAAUAACACAUCAACAAAAUGAGGAUAAAAUACCCAAUGUGAAUAAAUUGAUACAAAUUCUACAAAUUCAAGUCCAAUGACCCAAAAACUAGCCCAACCCAACAACCAUUAUUCCCGCCAAAACAAACAUCAAACCCUCGCAAUUUUCCCGCCACAACAAUUCCAAUUAUAUAAAGUAUAAACUACCCACCUCUUUUUCCCGCCAUUGUCAAAUCUCCCACAAUUUUCUCUCUCCUCACUCUUUCUCUCUCUUCAAGUCCGCCAUGGAAGCUCGUACUCAAAGCUCGAGAAAGCGAAAGCAAUCAUCCUUUUCUUCAUCAUCUGCAGCAGCAAAUUCAAAUCCAUUUUCUGGGAUUUUAACCCGCCAUAAAUCCCAGAAGUUUUUCUUCCAUCAUAAUAGAUCUGGGAAAUCUCGCAGAAGUCGCUCGUUUCCUUCUUCUCUUACCAAUCCUAAAUUGCCCAAUAAUCAAAGAUUGCUUGAUUGUAAUGUUCGUGAUGUUGGCGUUGAAGAAGAUGAUUCGAUUUGCCAGAUUUCGAUUAAAGAUCUUCGAGCUCGGCGGGUUUUCUCAAAGCCUGUUGGAGUGGAUUCUGUGGGUAAGAUUCGCGAUGAUAAAACUGGUAAGAGUGUAAACCCUAAUUUUGAUUCUGAGUUAAAUGCUGGUAAAUCGGAUGGAAAUGGCAAAAACCCUAGUUUAUUGGUAAUGGGGAAAUGUGAUUCAGGGGUUGAGUUUAAGGGGGAAGGUUUGAAUGGUGAAAACCCUAAUUUGGUAAUGUUGAAUAAUUACGAUAAUUCUGGGGCUGAAUUGAAGGUAAAUUCAAAUGGUGGAAACCCUAAUUUGUCAAUGCUGGACAAGUGUGUUGAAUCAAACGGUGAGAAUUUGAAUGGAGGAAACCCUAAUUUGUCAAUGCUGGACAAGUGUGUUGAAUCAAACGGUGAGAAUUUGAAUGGAGGAAACCCUAAUUUGUCAAUUGAAGGAAUUGGCGCCAAAAAUGAUUGCGUAGCUCGGGUUUCAAAUGAUAUGAGCCCUAAUUUGAGUAAAAAAGAUUUGAACGGUGAACAUUGUGAGGAAGGUGUGCAGACAACACCUCCAGAUGCUGCGGUUUUGAUCAGGCAGAGUGAAGAUCAAAGUGUCCUGAGGAGCAGAAGUUCUGAUUCGAGGUCGCCGCCGAAGAAAAUCAGUCCAAGUAAAGGUGGAUUUGCUGAGGGGAAGAGGAGUUUUCCUAAUUCCAAGAGAAAUUUGGGUCUCACUCCGUGCUCGAGGCUGAAGGUUUUUAAGGCCCCGAAUUCGUUCAGCUACAAGAGACUGCUCCCUUUCCUAAUGGACUUGUCAAAGGAUACACCAAAUGCACCAAAAGUUAAUCCAAGCAUUAAAGUUGAGAAGGUGGAAGAUAAGCCUCUAAUUUUCUCCUCUCAAGAAAAUGUCAUUGAUUGUCCAAAAUUGGAUGAAAAGCCAGUGGCAGCUGCAGUAUGUUGCGAAUCACCGGAAAUGAAUGUUGAUGGUAAAGAAGAGGUUCUUUUGGACCUUAAGACUAAUGUUUCUGAUCCUCAGCAAGCUGCUCCAUGUACCCCUGACAGUUGUUCUAUUGAAAAGGUUCAAGAAACCCCAGUUUUCGAUAAAAUCCAAAUCGAAAACCCUGUAUCAGACGAUCCCAAGAAUGGUGGAGCAUCUUUUGAUAGCCAGGUUUCAAAUAUGGGGAAGUCUGGAGAUAUUAGUCCAAUCGUCGAAUCUGAUCUUGCUGUCACAUUGCAUAGCCCCAAGAGAAGUGCUGAACCUUUAGGGGAAGAAGCUGUUUUAAAUACUCCAUCUCAUUUGUCUCUGUCUUCUGAACAAGAAUGCAGGACAGUACAUACAGAGUCAAAUUCUGUAGGAAAUCCAGUUAAUGUCCUUAACAACUCUUCCACCCUGGAAGCUGUUGUUUCUCCAAGUGUUCCUAGUUCCGGCCAAGCAAAUGGUAUCCUAAAGAGAAAUCCCCGGGGUUGUCGGGGUAUAUGCAAUUGCUUGAACUGUGCUUCAUUCCGUCUCAAUGCAGAAAAGGCAUUUGAGUUUUCAAGGAAUCAGUGGCUUGAUGCCGAAGAACUUGCUAUGGACUUGAUGAAGGAGCUGUCAAACCUGCGGAGUAUUUUAGAAAAAUCUGUCAAUGGAUCUGAUGCUAAUGCUGUUGUCCCAGUUGAUCAGGUUCAGGAAGCUUGCAGGAGAGCUUCCCAUGCAGAAGAUACAGCAAGAAGUCGAAUUGAUCAAAUGAGUGAAGAUCUCCACGUUCAUUGCAGAACCAAGCCUUUGCAGCGUCCUGGGGUAAAUUUCUCAAGCUCUGUCCAAGAAAAGAAAGAUCAUAGGAGCCUAGGAGGAAGAACUUUUGCUAGAUGUCGAAAAGUCUCAAUGAGGAUCUUGGACUAAUGAUUGGAAGACUUCUCUCAGUUAUGGAAAUUGAUUAUACCGUGGUAUUGUUCUAGAGUUGAAAUGUACUUGUCAUUCAUGAUUGUAGCUUCUUGAAAAAAGGGGUGAAGGAAAGAAUCUCAUUGACUGACUCAUGUAGUCAUGUUUGUCGAAAUACAAUGGCUAAGGGAUCACCUAAUGACAGUUACUACUAAAACUCACA
Molecule: messenger RNA, 2805 nt
Organism: Chenopodium quinoa (quinoa)
Lineage: Eukaryota; Viridiplantae; Streptophyta; Magnoliopsida; Caryophyllales; Amaranthaceae
Exons: 5
Coding region: 471-2603 (710 amino acids)
Source: RefSeq, a predicted model, not a curated record